Molecule: messenger RNA, 1834 nt
Organism: Triticum urartu
Lineage: Eukaryota; Viridiplantae; Streptophyta; Magnoliopsida; Poales; Poaceae
Product: selenium-binding protein 1
Molecular function (GO): selenium binding; protein binding
Source: RefSeq, a predicted model, not a curated record
CGCGGCAUCCCCUCCGCCCACGUGGCGGCAGCCAAAGUUAGCCUCCCCUCUAUAAUUACCCCCGUCUCCCGGGCGGGCAGUCCCACCACCAUCUCUCUCCUCUCCUCUGCUCCCUUCCUCUGUCCCUCUCGCACAGCAGAAGAGAACUCCUACCCUCCGAUGGCCGCAGCGGUGGCUGACGCGGCGGUGCCGGCGGUGGCGAAGGCGAACGGCGCCGGGGCGGGGUGCUGCGCGGCGAAGGGCCCCGGGUACGCCACGCCCAGGGAGGCCAUGGAGAAGGGCCCGCGGGAGGGGCUCCUCUACGUCACCUGCGUCUACAAUGGUACUGGAAUCAACAAGCCGGAUUACCUGGCUACAGUGGACGUCGACCCCAAUUCAGCGACCUACUCCCAGGUGAUCCACAGGCUCCCGGCCACCCACAUCGGCGACGAGCUGCAUCACUCCGGCUGGAACGCUUGCAGCUCCUGCCAUGGUGAUCCAUCCACGAGCCGGCGCUUCUUGAUUCUCCCUUCAUUGCUGUCUGGUCGCGUGUAUGUGGUCGACACUGCGAAGGAUCCGAGGGCGCCUGCUCUGCACAAGGUUGUCCAGGCUGAGGACAUUGCUGAGAAGACCGGGCUUGGGUUCCCUCACACAUCCCAUUGCCUUGCAACUGGGGAUAUCAUGAUUUCCUGCCUGGGAGACAAGGAGGGCAAUGCUGCUGGCAAUGGCUUUCUCCUGUUGGAUUCAGAGUUUAACGUCAAAGGGCGUUGGGAAAAGCCAGGUCACAGCCCCUUGUUUGGCUAUGAUUUCUGGUACCAGCCUCGUCACAAGACGAUGAUUAGCUCUUCAUGGGGAGCUCCGGCAGCUUUCAGGACAGGUUUCGAUCUCCAGCAUGUCCAGGAUGGUCUCUAUGGAAGGCACCUGCAUGUGUAUGACUGGCCUGGUGGUGAGCUCAAGCAGACACUGGAUCUAGGCAGCACAGGUCUUCUUCCACUGGAGGUGAGGUUUUUACAUGACCCAUCAAAGGACACUGGCUAUGUUGGCUGUGCUUUGACAAGCAACAUGGUGAGAUUCUUCAAAACUGCAGAUGGAUCAUGGAGCCAUGAGGUAGCUAUAUCCAUAGAGCCACUGAAGGUGCGCAACUGGAUGCUGCCAGAAAUGCCAGGAUUGAUAACUGACUUUGUCAUCUCUCUGGAUGACCGUUAUCUCUACUUGGUCAACUGGCUUCAUGGGGAUAUCAGGCAGUACAACAUUGAGGACCCUGCAAAGCCUGUGUUGGCUGGGCAAGUAUUUGUAGGUGGGCUUCUUCAAAAGGGCAGUGAUGUUGUCUAUGUGACCGACGAUGACAAAGAAGAGCAGUAUGCUGUGCCCCAAGUCAAGGGGCACCGGCUUAGAGGUGGGCCGCAGAUGAUUCAGCUGAGCUUGGAUGGCAAGAGGGUCUAUGUAACCAACUCUCUCUUCAGCCGGUGGGACGAGCAGUUCUAUGGCCCUGACCUUCUCAAGAAGGGAUCUCACAUGUUGCAGAUCGACGUCGACACCGAGGAAGGAGGGCUGACUGUCAACCCCGACUUCUUCGUGGAUUUUGGCACCGAGCCUGAAGGUCCCUCAUUGGCCCAUGAAAUGAGAUAUCCUGGGGGAGACUGCACCUCUGACAUAUGGAUCUAGGACGAAGGGUGUAGGGUGCAUAUGCAGCUGGAGAUCCAUGGUGUUAAGCUCACUGUAAUUAAGAUGGUUUCUUCCCUGCCUGCGGUGUUGUAUGUGAUGUGGUAUCAAUUGGAAUAAGUUCCUGAUAGAACCUCUGACAUUGGCUUCAUGGGAGCUUGUGCCCUAAUAAGAGUUGCCUCUGAUUCUGAAA